Messenger RNA from Microplitis mediator, 3275 nucleotides. RefSeq lists its product as uncharacterized. The transcript has 3 exons. Lineage: Eukaryota; Metazoa; Arthropoda; Insecta; Hymenoptera; Braconidae. The record is from RefSeq and is a predicted model, not a curated record. The coding region runs from base 122 to 2218 and encodes 698 amino acids.
UUCAAUUCGUUCUAUAAUUUACUUGAAAUUGAAACAAUAACUUAAAAAGAAGUUAAGAUUAUUUGAGGAGUUUCGAACUUCGAUAAUUUAAAAUUUUAAUUUCAUUAAAAUCAGUAUAAAAAUGUGGACAAAAAUUGUUAUUUUGUGUUUGUUUGUAAGCUUCAUUGUGUGUGAGAAUAUUGAUGAAAGUAAUACAGCUCCAACUGAUUUGGAAAUUUUUCACAAUGAUACGAAACAACUACUUGAGCUGUGCUUUCCUGAUAAAUUGAACCCUGCGGUUAUUACUGUUGACUUGAUUGACAUCAUGUUCGAAAUUUCAAUAAACGAAGUGGUCAACGCGUCCAUUGUAACGAUUGAUUAUGACUUCAAAUCAACUAUGAUGAAAUGGCACUAUCCAAAUCAUCCCUCGUACAUUAUAUCAGCAGAGCCUGAUAGAAAACUAAAAGCUCUUCUUCACGAAAUAAAGUCGUCGAUUAUUUGGAACAUCAAGUCAUUGGUUUUCGUUGUUGGUGAAAAAUGUGAAAAGGCAAUGAAAGUUCUGAGGAUGGUGUGGGAUAUUGAAGCCCUUGGAUCAUUUUACGUUUGUCGAGAUCAAGUCAACAAAACUACGCUGGUGUAUACAUUUAACCCCUACACAGAUAAAGCACCGGAGCCCUGGAGUAGAGUUAAAAAGAAAACGAGUGAUAAUCGAUGGACAUUGUAUAGGCAGGCAUUUAAAAACGAUUCGGAAUCGUGUCAAAGUUAUCAUUUUGACAAAACCAGAAUUCUGGACGGUUUUCCAGUAAAAGGUUAUGCACUAAAUACAUUCGGUGAUCCUGCAUCAAAUGAAUUUACACCUGAAGCACUCGACGGGCAAAUCGCGAAUCCAUAUUUCGUUUUCAAAAACAUAUUUUUAAUGUUGAAUGUCACACCGGUGAUGAACUACUAUACAAUCAUUGAUGUUCCACAUUCUGCCAGAACUAAAAAAUUAUUUAAUAAUGAUAAGUACGAUGUUUGGAUAGAUUUAAAACCACUCGAUCUACUUUAUUACGAAUAUCUCGAUAUUAUUCCGCUAUACUCGGAAGAAGGCUAUACGAUAAUAACAAACUCGCGUUCUAUUCCAAUCCUUGACCAAAUUGUCGACAGUAUGUUCAGUUAUCAAACUCUGAUAAUUUCGAUUAUCAUUCUAACUAGUAUCUUCGUACUUAUUUUAAUCAAUAAUAAGUUCAAUUUUGUUGACACAUUUUUCGAUAUCUUGUUGUUGGUAUUGAAUAUGGGGAUGAGGACACCCAUAGAACGUUUAUUCAUGCGUAUUACUUUUCUAGCCGCAUCUUUAUUUAUGUUGAUGUUCAAUCCAGCAUUGGAGGGUCAACUCAUGGCAAUGCUGGCAAAACCGAGUUACCGUAGGGUUGAAAAUUUAGAUGAUUUACAUUCAAAUAAAUUUAAAGUCUUCUUCGACGAUAGAAUCCGCGAUUAUAUAGCCGAGACACAAAUAUGGUCAAAUGAUUCUGAUAAGGAAUACUUGUAUGAGCAAGGCACGUUUGAUUUUGGUCGAUGCUACGACCGAAUUACGAGAGAAUAUCAUGAUCCGGUACAAAUCCAUAAUUUGAUAUUUGAUACACUCCCGUUUAUCGAUCCAGUUCCGAUGAAUGAUUCACUUUCAGUAAAUGUUUCUCUUCUGAUUAAUGAUUCCCGUCCGAUAAAUCUGUCGAGUCAGACGACGAGCGUAUUUCCGGAAUAUGAUUCAGUUACGAAAAAUACUUUAGCGGCUUGUAUAUUUGCUUAUAAGUAUCGUAACUCUGCAUUAAACGACAAUUUAUAUAUAUCGAAAGACUUAUUAUUCAAGUCGUACAACGUGUUUAUGACUCGUAAACGUUGGAGUUUAAAAAACAAAAUUGAUAAAGCAGCAAUGAAUCUUUUUGAAACCGGCCACAUUCAUUACGCCGAACGAUUCGAACGGUAUAACGAAUUGAAAAGAAAAAAAAAGUUAGCUGCUAGAAUCGAAUCAUAUAAAAGUGGAUUCGAUCAAUUAGAGUUCGAAGAUUUUCGAAUAGUUUAUAUUUUCGGUACAUUGAGCUUAAUGUGGACAGUCACUGUUUUUAUUUUUGAAAUAAUGUUCAAAAAAAUGACGGAAUCAUAUGACAAACGCUUACAAAAAUUAGAAAUGAAACAAAUGAAAGUACGGCGAAAAUUUGCAAUAAUCAAUAAACAAACUGCCGUUGCUGAAACGCGAGUUUAAUCAUUCGUUAUGUUGUAAAAUUGCGUGACUUUUGUAAGAUUAUUUUAUUUAUUGAUUUAUUUAAUCUGACAUCUGGAUGAUUAACGGAUAUUUGGAGCACUUAUAGAAGCCGGAUUGUAAAGUACAGGGUUCCUCGCAUAAUUUAGUCAAAGUCUCGAGUUUCAAUCUAUCAUUUUAAAACCGAUUUUUAUGAAGCAUUGAUCAAACGAUUUGCUAAGUAUUUGAUUAGCAUAACAUUCCAUAAUACCAACCGGACAAACUUUCGUAAAAAGUAAUUUAGUUUUUAAUCAUGAAAGUAAUAACAAACAAUAUUUGGUUUAUAUUUUAUGAAUUUAUAAAAUAUUUAAUUCUGCCCUUGCUGUCCUUCAACUGAGUAAUUAACCAUUGCGUGUUGUGUUGUUUGACUCAUAUAUCCAUUGAUUGAUAUUGUGUGUAGUUAAAAUGAUUGACUUUUCAAUAAGAUAUAUAAAAUUUAAAAAUUAUUAAUCGCCCGUUGACACAAAAUUUAAAAAUUUUUAUGUUUUCGAUGGAAUAAAUUAGAUGUAAUUCUGAUGAAAACUUUUAUUCGUCGUGUGAUUUUCUUAAUAACCAUAUAAAUAUAUUUAGUUAUGUACAUAUAUAUUAGGGUAGCUAAAAAAAAUGAUUUUCUCAGCUUUUACCCUUCAAAAAGCUUGAAGUUUGGUAGAAGUAAUAAAUAAUCACCACGUUUGAUCUAAAAUUUUAGAUUACGAGAGGUUGCUCAAGAAUUUUCAAAAUCUAAAAACGAUUUCAACAAUCUAGUGUUUCAUUGUCUUGAAUUUAUUAUUUUAGAAAACAAAAUUUAUUUUUUAUAAAAUAAGUAAUUUUCUAACGAUUUUACCUUAAAAUAAGAAUUUUAUGAAGACGCGGGAAAAUAUCAAAAUUGUCUGAGCUCAAACUUGGAGAGAAUUGAUUUUCCUCAACAUACCUCAAUAACUUUUUGAAGGGUGAAAAUAAAAAUUCAUACAUUAAGACUUUUUUUGAGCUACCGUAAUAUAUAUAGUAAUUGUUUGACAAAAUUUAUCGAUCCACUAUCGAU